Messenger RNA from Salvia hispanica, 900 nucleotides. RefSeq names its product large ribosomal subunit protein eL18y-like. Gene Ontology annotation, molecular function: structural constituent of ribosome; RNA binding. Gene Ontology annotation, biological process: translation. Lineage: Eukaryota; Viridiplantae; Streptophyta; Magnoliopsida; Lamiales; Lamiaceae. Gene Ontology annotation, cellular component: ribosome; cytosolic large ribosomal subunit. The record is from RefSeq and is a predicted model, not a curated record.
AUAUCUGUGAACUUAAAUGGGCCGCUUAUUCAGUUCUGAAUAGUAGUUCGAUUAACCCUAACUCAUUGUAAACCCUAAACCCUAUUCCCAAAUAAAUACAACCAAUCCAUAGUUUAAUCCAAUUUCCAGCAGGUGCGGCGGAAGUAGCCAUGGGUAUUGAUUUGGAAGCCGGAGGCAAGUGCAAGAAGACCAAGCGCACCGCGCCUAAAUCCAAUGACAUUUACCUUAAACUGCUCGUCAAGCUGUACCGGUUUCUCGUGAGGAGGACUGCGAGCCGGUUUAAUGCCGUGAUAUUGAAGCGUUUGAUCAUGAGCAGGGUCAACAAAGCCCCGCUUUCGCUCUCCCGGCUCACGCAGCUUAUGAAGACCAAGGAGGACAAGAUUGCUGUAAUUGUUGGGCCUGUCACAGAUGAUAUCCGGGUGCAUGACAUCCCUACCAUGAAGGUAACUGCCCUGAGGUUCACCGAAAGAGCAAGGGCUAGGAUUGAGAAGGCUGGUGGAGAAUGCUUGACUUUUGACCAGCUCGCUCUAAGAGCUCCUCUUGGGCAAAACACGGUUCUACUGAGAGGUUCUCCUAAAGCUCGUGAAGCUGUGAAGCACUUCGGUCCAGCUCCUGGUGUGCCACACAGCCACACUAAGCCUUAUGUGAGAGCCAAGGGAAGGAAGUUUGAGAGGGCAAGAGGAAAAAGGAACAGCAGGGGAUUCAGGGUUUGAGUAAAUUAUUUUAUCAGUCAUAAAAAGUUGAUUUGCAAAAAAAUUUCUUUGGUUGAAAGUGAGAAAGUGAGAUUUUGGCCUCGCCCUUUUAGUUUCUUUGGUUCAAUGUUUGAUGGAUACAAUUAACAAUUACCUUUGAUUAUACUCUAUAUUUACUAGUGACAUGACAUCUGAUUUUGCUUGCUUA